Aspergillus heteromorphus CBS 117.55 is the source of this 3158-nucleotide messenger RNA. RefSeq names its product DDT domain protein. The transcript is spliced from 6 exons. The record is from RefSeq and is a predicted model, not a curated record. NCBI's taxonomy places the organism in Eukaryota, Fungi, Ascomycota, Eurotiomycetes, Eurotiales, Aspergillaceae. The coding region runs from base 1 to 2931 and encodes 976 amino acids.
AUGGUCUGGGUCAUCCCAGAGACCAACGAGGUCUUCGUUAACUACGAGCCCUAUCUCCAGCGAAUGGACUUUUACAAGCAGCGGCGGUUUAUUUGCGAGAUAACAGGCCACUCGGGCCUGACAUUCUUCGAGGCGCUUAGAAGUGAAAUGGAGGAAUCGCGCGAAGUGAACAGCUCGUUCCCCGAAGCAUUGAAGGAGCCCAUCCUGCGCCGGAUUCAGUUUUCAACAGUAUCGCGGGUCGAUAAUCUUGUGGACGAGAUUUUUGAGGAAUACAAGCAAGACUUCUAUCCCGGGGAGUCUGUUUUAAUCUUACUAGAUGACAAUACUCGGCUCCACGGUAUCAUCAGAGACAAAGUGAACUUUCCGGACCAGCUUAACCCCGAUGGAACGCUUCAAAGGCCAGCCUACGCCACCUAUCUUGUCAGAGUUACGGACCGUCCGAACGAAGAGGCGUUGUUGGAUCAGGAGCACCUUACGCGCGACCGGAAGACAUUCACCAAGCAAAUGCUGCGCGCGUUUAUCAAAAACAACGUGACGAGAGAAUCGUGGAACGGUGCACCCUGGCUUGUCAAGUCCUCCAUCGCCGAGGAGUACAGGAUCGCUACCGAGGUACCGAAACAUCUGCAAUAUGGCGCCAAGGUGGCUGAAAAGAAAGCACUGAAGAAGGCCGACCAGGAGGGAUUCUUUGGGUUCUUCGCAUCGCAGCAAUUGCCGGAAUUAAAGCCGGCAGUCAAAGGCCCGAAAUCCAAGCCUUCGCAACAGGACUUGGCUCGGAACAAAGAGGCCCAAUUCCUCGAGUAUCAACGCUCGCUUAACGGCAACCCAACUUUUGUCGUCUCCAACAAACCCACCAAUGGCACCCCUCGUUCAUCAAAGACACAGGAGACGGAGAAGAAGCCGCAACCAUCCCCUGUGGUUGUCGUCAAGGCCGAGCCUCCAAAGGAGCCUACUCCCCCGCCAAUCAAGUACCCCAUCGAGGAUUUGGAUAUUGCCCCGGAUCACGAAAAGAAAAAGCAGCGCCCCGACCUGAAAUCUUUGAGCGUCGAUGAGACCGAUGACCCGGAGGAUGAGGAUCUUCUGCACGAUGACAUCGAGGAGGAAUCAGUCGGGCGCCUGCUGGAGACGUGGAAUACCCUCAAUGUGUACUGCGAAGUCUUCCAGCUCGAUUCCUUCACCUUCGACGACUUUUUCCAGGCCAUGCGAUUCUCGUCCAAGGACGUGGACUGUCAACUCUUUGUGGAAGUUCAUUGCGCGGUCCUGAAGAAGCUGGUCAAUGCGGAAAAAGACGAGAACGGCGCCGUUCAGAUAUCCCUGCCGGAACUUCCCAACCAAGAAGAGGACUCUGAGGCGGAGGAGGAAGAGGAAGAGGAACCGACUCCCGAGCCUGAGCCCGUCGUAACGAGAAUGACGACGCGGAGUAGUUUGGCGAAGGCCGAGGCGGAGAACCUCAAGGCGCAGGCAAACCUUGACCUUGAAAGUCCAGAGGAGGUCCAGCUCCAUCGGGCUGCUGAGAUGUUUGGGGAGUAUGGUUGGAUUGACCGCUUGCGCAAACGUGAUUUUCGCAAUGGUGGAUGGGAGUUGGUCAUGAUUGGACUUUUGCAUCAGCUGGCAGGUCGCCCCCGGAUGGAGAAGGCCUGCAACGACAUCCUCAAGCACCUGGCUCCCCUGGAUGCAGAACCCACCCAGGACACCGCGCAAGCUCAAUACUCGACUCUCGAUAUCAACCUGCGUAUCCGGGCCCUCCAGAUUAUCUGCAUGCUUAGCUUGGAGACCAAAGCCAUUCGCAUCUACCUGGAGGAAUGCAGUAAUCAGAUGACGGAGUUCCGCAAAGAGAAAAUCGAAUACCAGAAGGCCCGGAAAGCAGGCCUUGAAGAGCUCCGUCGGUUACACCAAGAGCGCAAAGCUCUUCAGCCCGAGCCCGAGAAAUCGCCGAGCCCGGUACCUGAGCUUGAGGCAUUGGAAGACUCCAAGAUGACCGGAGUCGAUGGAGAUUCCGACCAAGCCAUGGACUCCGAUGAGGAUGUCCCUGUGCGAACCCUCCGAGGAGGCGCGGAUAGGGCUCUAGAGAGGAAACGCAAGCAGGACGAAGAGCGGGAGCGGAAAGAACAGCUCGCCAAGCAGCCCAAGGGAUCCAAACAGUUCCAAAGAGUGCUUAAAAAGAUCGAAGACCAAAAAGCCAAUAUCAAAAAGCUCGAGGACAAGAUCAUGGUCAUCGACAAUGACCUAAGGGAGGCUGACUGCCCGCGGACCAGAUGUCUUGGGAAAGACCGCUUUUGCAACCGCUACUGGUGGUUCGAGCGGAAUGCGAUGCCCUACGGCGGAAUGCCCAACAGCUCGACUGCAGAAGCCCAGUACGCCAACGGUCGAUUGUGGGUUCAAGGACCGGAUGAAAUGGAGCGCGUGGGAUUCAUUGACGUUCCGGACGAGCUGGAGAAGGCAUACCAGAAGGAAUUCCAGACAACCCCGGCGGAGCGCAAGAAGGCCGAAGAAGGACCCACGGGACUCACUAAUGCGAACGAGUGGGGUUACUAUGAUGACCCAGAUGCCAUCGAGAAACUGCUGGAUUGGCUUGACUCGAGGGGCAACCGUGAAUCGAAACUGCGCAAGGAGCUGCUGUUGCAGCGCGAAAACAUCGCCAAGUACAUGGAGGGUCGGAAAGAGUAUCUGGAGCACACGUCGGAGAGAGCGGAAUCGGAAGAGCCGCCCGCCAAACGCAUGACAACGCGGAAUAAGGCGUACCAGGACGAUCACAAGCAUCGCUGUAUGCGGUGGCGAAACACCACCGCGCUGUCCGACAACGGUCAUCUCCAUGUGGAUGCCUCGCGGCCUACGAAGCGGGCCAAGCGAGCCACCGACGACCCCAAGGACCUCAAGGCGACGAACCGCCAGGGCAAACCGCUCACCCGGCAGGGCACACGAUACCACUUCUAGAGAGGCCCGGUUUUCUUUCUUCUUUUCUUCCUGGAUUUACGGGUGUUUAGCGGGUCUGGAAUGCGCGUUGAGGGUACACUUGGAGCAUCCCGCAACCAAAAGGUGGUCUUUCUAUAGAUUUGCAUGAGCGACGUGACCAUGAGACUUUGGAUUCCAGCAUAUAUUUAUAUACUAUACAUCUACCCUGUUUGUGCGGUGUUUGGGUUGGGGUUUCGAUAGACGGGAUU